GGGCGGGGCGAGUGCUUGGGGUGUGGCCUGCGGCGGGGACGCCGGGGAGAGAGGCGGGGUCUCGGCCGGCGCUGACGCAGUCAUGGCGGAGGCGGCUUUGGAAGCCGUGCGGAGCGAGUUAUGAGAAUUCCCGGCCGCUGCAAGGGAGCUCUGCAUGCCUCUUGUUGUGCUCUACCUGGACAAAACCCCAACUCCGCUCCACUUCUACCAGGACUGGGUCUGCCCCAACAGGCCGUGCAUCAUCCGCAACGCUCUGCAGCACUGGCCGGCCCUCCAGAAGUGGUCCCUCCCCUAUUUCAGAACCACAGUGGGCUCCACAGAGGUGAGUGUGGCCGUGACCCCAGAUGGUUAUGCGGAUGCCGUGAGAGGGGACCGCUUCAUGAUGCCACCUGAGCGCCGCCUGCCCCUGAGCUUCGUGCUGGAUGUGCUGGAGGGCCGGGCCCAGCACCCUGGAGUCCUCUAUGUGCAGAAGCAGUGCUCCAACCUGCCCACCGAGCUGCCCCAGCUGCUGCCUGAUCUGGAAUCCCAUGUGCCCUGGGCCUCUGAAGCCCUGGGAAAGAUGCCCGAUGCUGUGAACUUCUGGCUGGGGGAGGCGGCUGCGGUGACUUCUUUGCACAAGGACCACUAUGAGAACCUCUAUUGCGUGGUCUCAGGAGAGAAGCAUUUCCUGUUCCAUCCGCCCAGUGACCGGCCCUUCAUCCCCUAUGAGCUGUACAGGCCGGCAACCUACCAGCUAACUGAAGAGGGCACCUUUAAGGUGGUGGAUGAAGAGGCCAUGGAGAAGGUGCCCUGGAUCCCACUGGACCCCUUGGCGCCAGACCUAGCACGGUACCCUAGUUACAGUCAGGCCCAGGCCCUUCGCUGCACGGUGCGGGCCGGUGAGAUGCUCUAUCUGCCGGCUCUGUGGUUCCACCACGUCCAGCAGUCCCAGGGCUGCAUCGCAGUGAAUUUCUGGUAUGACAUGGAAUACGACCUCAAGUAUAGUUACUUCCAGCUGCUCGACUCCCUCACCAAGGCUUCAGGCCUUGACUGAUGGAGCACUGGUGAACACGACCAAGCAUGCCUCGGGGGACGGGGCCAGCCCCUCCCUGGCCCAGUCAGUUCUCGAGAGAGCCUGGAGUGUGCAUGCUGGCUGCUGGCCCCGGGUCCGGCAUGGCUUGAGAUCAGCUUUGGAGGAUCUUGGAAUGUGGUCAUAAGGACUCAAGGUGCCAGGCAGGUCUGGGUGAGGGUUCUCAGGAAGUUGCCACACAGGUGAGCAGAGUGGGGAUCAGGUGCAGCGGCACCUCUCCCCAGCGCUGUGAUGUUGGGCGAGUCACUGCGUCUCGGGCAUUGGUGUCCUGUCAGUAAAGAGAUAAUAAUGGCUGUACCUCGCGGGGCUGUUGUGGGCUUGGAGAUGAUGUCUAUGAGGACCAGCAUGGAGCUGGCACACAGGACAUGUUGAAUAAAAGGUAGCUGUGA
Messenger RNA from Gorilla gorilla gorilla (western lowland gorilla), 1458 nucleotides. Its product is annotated as bifunctional peptidase and (3S)-lysyl hydroxylase JMJD7-like. NCBI's taxonomy places the organism in Eukaryota, Metazoa, Chordata, Mammalia, Primates, Hominidae. The coding region runs from base 155 to 1033 and encodes 292 amino acids. The record is from RefSeq and is a predicted model, not a curated record. The transcript has 8 exons.